Messenger RNA from Phanerochaete carnosa HHB-10118-sp, 1201 nucleotides. RefSeq lists its product as uncharacterized. The coding region runs from base 98 to 517 and encodes 139 amino acids. The transcript has 3 exons. The record is from RefSeq and is a predicted model, not a curated record. Lineage: Eukaryota; Fungi; Basidiomycota; Agaricomycetes; Polyporales; Phanerochaetaceae.
CGAGUCGGGGUGUCAAACGGGCGCCAGCGUAGAGUGCUCUGGGCGUGUCACAUCUAAAUAAAGAAACCAUGACGCGGAGCGCGUCAUGUCAGAGAGCAUGGGACUACGAAGCGCAUCAGCGCAUUGUCAAAUCAUCGGGUACGCGCCUCAGAUACAACAACAUCGUCCUCGCCUCUUUACCCAGCUUAGGCUGAUAACUGAGGGAGACGAUCGCACGCUAUACGGCAUAGUGCGGUCCCCGCUGUCGGCCUGGCUUGCGGAGCACAUCGCCGUCCUGCAUUUCUUCAAGAUUGGCCCUCGUGGUUAUCCACUCUGGACGGCUCUCCUCCGCCUCCUCCCCGCGUGCCGCGACAUCUCGCAUCGUUUCGGUGUCGAGCCCAUCCGCGUGUCGCUGUCGCACAGCGCAGGUCUGAAGAGCUCGUUGCGGAGCAUCACCUCCUUGACACUCAGAAAUUGCAACUUCCCGUCAUUGCAAAUCCUGCUCCGCAUACUAGCCGACAUCACCUACAACAGCUGACGCCGCGAGCAAUGUCUGCACGGGUGCCUUCAGCCAUGUCUGCUCAGUCAGGAUGUACGACUGCACGAACAACAUGGUAGUGGCCGCAUGGAUCUUGGCGGCCGCGAGCACACGACACUCGUUCACCCGACGUCGGACGGCAGGGCCAGCAGUCCCUGCGGAGACAUGGGCCAUCAUCGAGCUCAUCCAGACGUUCUUCAAGGACGACGACAAGUUCCGGAUGGUCCAAGAUACUUACAGAUUUGUUGGUUCCCUGCCUUUCGCAUACAUCUCAGUCCGGGUUGUCAAGUCUGCGCCUACCGCCGGCACCAAUGAGGCCUGGUCUGUCUGCCAAAUCGUUCUCGCUGCCCGAAACGAAAUGUUUUCGGAAUCGCACCAGUAUUUCCACUCUUGCGAUUGGUCCGCGCUCGCUUCCCUUCUGCCUGCGUUUCCACAAUUACAACAGUUCCAAGUCCUCUGCGGGGAGGAGCAUUCAGAAGAGGACUUCCGCGCACUCUCUGACAAGGUUGCAGAGGCCAUGAACAGCCACACGUAUCUGCUUGUCGUGCUUCAACAUGAUCCUGACCUGCCAGGCGGGAGAUACUUGCAGCCUGCGCUGUUUGAUCUAACCGAGGCGGAUGUGGAGAAAGCUCGGCAGCCUGAGGAAAAGGUGAGGACUGGAAAGCAGAGUUACUUGAUACCUAG